GUGGGGGUGGAGGCAGACCACGCCCUCCGGCUCGCCGCUCCUGAGCCCGCCCCCAGGCCGCAGCGAGCCUCUCACUGGUCAGCCUGGGCCCGGCCAGGGGCGGGGAUUGGCUGAUUGGCAGGAGGUCCCGGGACGGCCAAUCUGGAAGGCUGAGUAGCUGGGGAAGGUGCGGGCUGCGGCGCGGCAGAGUGUGCUCUAUGGACCAUGUGCGACUAUGGAUGCCUGAAGCACUUGAACUGCAGCUUGGGAAGACGCAGACACCUAAAUGCUGGGCUGGAUUAAGUGCCUGCUGAGGAUGGUGAUUGAGCGAGUUGGGGUCAGCAUGCAGUCGGUACUUUGGUCUGGAAAACCAUAUGGUUCAUCUCGAAGUAUCGUAAGAAAAAUUGGUACCAACUUAUCUCUGAUUCAGUGCCCAAGAGUUCAAUUUCAGCUUACCAGCCAUGCAACAGAAUGGAGUCCCACCACCCCAGGAGAGGAUGUGGUGGCGUCUUUUGCUGACGUUGGAUGGGUAGCUGUAGAAGAAGGAGAGUGUUCCACAAGACUCAGGGCAGAGGUCAGAUCCAAGUCUGCCCAUGAGGAAGACCUUCCUUGCUUUGAGAAGCCCCCAAGCAAGAAUGUUUCCUUACCAAACUUGUCUCAAGAUGAGCCUUCCCCAAAGACAACACUGGCCAGUGAGGAAGCCUUGCAAAAAAUCUCUGCACUCGAGAAUGAGCUUGCUGCCCUUAGAGCACAGAUUGCCAAGAUUGUGACCCUGCAGGAGCAACAGAGUCUUGGCGCGGGUCACUUACAUUCUUCCGCUGUGGCACCACCUCCUCCUCCCCCACCCCCACCACCUCCUCCCCCGCCUCCUCCCCCUGCACUCCACCAAAGUAUGUCUGCCGUUGACCUGAUUAAAGAGCGAAGAGAGCAAAGACUCAGUGCUGGAAAGACUUCCGCUAAGAGCCAUCCAAAGCCGCCCGACAUGCCAAAUAUGCUAGAGAUCCUUAAAGACAUGAACAGUGUGAAACUGCGGUCAGUCAAGAGGUCAGAGAAAGAUGUAAAGCCUAGGCCAGUGGAUAUUACUGACCCUGCUGCCCUCAUAGCAGAGGCCCUGAAAAAGAAGUUCGCUUAUCGGUAUCAACACACUAGCCCAGGGGAAGUGGAAAGAGGGAUUCCAAAGUCAGAGUCAGAGGCCACCUCAGAGCCCGUCCUGUUUGGCCCACAUAUAUUGAAGUCUACAGGGAAAAUGAAGGCUUUAAUUGAGAAUGUUCCAGACUCCUAAUGGACAAUGGGUUCAGAAAGACUCCUGGUUCACUGCUGGCUUGCACAGCUGAGUUUGGCAGCAGAGAUCACCAGUAUUUAGUAAAUCCCUGACUGUAGUGGCCAUUGGUCUCCUUCUUAGCCUAAUUAGAGGAGUGACAAGUAGUGACAUCACCAGAGUUGGUUUGGCUCUUAAGAGACGGUCAGUUCUGGAGCUCUCCUUAACAUAUGUGUGUUAUGAUAAGUUUUUAAUAGGUAGCCAGGGUUCAUCUUCCAGCCUUGAAAAUGUCUGUACAGCUUCUAAUACAGACAGGCCAUUUGUGGAUGUUGCCAUGCAUUUUCAGUUCUCAACACUAAUAUCUGUGCAAAUGUUUUAUCUGCACACAUUUGGAUAUAAAACAGCAUGUAAAAACUCAACGAGGACACUAUUAUCUUCACCUUUGCUUGAGUUUGCUGGCCAGGGAUGGGACAGCUAGUUUACCCUGUUACUAGAGUACAGUAUUGGAUAUGGGAAUGCCUCGAUUAAGACUUACAUAUGGUCUCACAUUUUAUUUUCCUCCUGGAGCUGAGUUUACAUAAGCAGCAGAAGAUGUUUACUGUUGAGUUUCCAUGUUGCUUUCUAUUAGAGGGACGCAAGGGCCGGAAGGUGCUUAACCCUCACUACCACCCAGUUAUUGGGAAGCAAAUGUACUUCUCAAGUAGUAACAAAUUGAAUUACUGAAUUGAAUUACUUUUUAAAUAAAAGCCAGAAUGUAUCAUCUUUCCUUUCAGUUUAAUGAAUGGCCUCACAAAGAUGAUUUAUUGCUAACACUUGUCUAAGUUUACUAUUGCCAUGAUGAAACACCAUGACCAAGAACAACUUGGGGAGGAAAGGAUUUCACUCACAGUUACCUUUAACUGUUCGUCAAAAGCAGUGAGGACAGAAAUUCAAGCAGGGCAGGAACCUGGAGGCAGGAGCGAUGCAGAGACCGUGGAGGUGUCCUGUGGAGAUGUCCUGUUUACUGGCUUGCUCAGCCUGGUUUCUUAUGAAACCCAGGACCACCUGCCCAGGGAUGCCAUCACCCACAAUGGGCUGGGCCCUCUUCCAUCAAUUGCUAAAUAAGAAAAUGCCUUACAGCUGGAUCUUAUGGAAGUAUUUUCCCAGUUGAGGUCUCCUCCUUUCAGAUGACUCUAGCUUGUGUCAAGCUCACAUAAGACUAGCCAGCACAAUACAAAAUGUCAACAUAACUAAAUUUAUAAAUCUUAACUAGUAGUCAAAAUAUCCUUUAUAAUGAGACAUUACUGACUAGGUGAGAAAAUUCCCUUUAAAGUGUUUUAUCAUUGGCCAGCCGAUGAAUUAUACAGAUAAACCUGGGGUGUCAUUAGAAAGCUGAAGCUGCCUUUAUUAUCUGGGGCUUGAAAGGACUUGUUAUAAUUUACUUAAUAAGUUUUCAUGAUUUCUGUGUAAUGUCAGAAUCUCUUACUAUGAGGAAAUAUUUGGAUUAUUUAAAAUCUAUUGACUAGUUCUUCCCAGGAUAAUUGAGAUGGGAAGUGUAGAUAGGUAUUUAAGUUAUUGAAAAUGUGUUCUAAAUCUUGAAGAUUACGCUGUUUUUCAUAGUUUAUUUAGUUUCAAUGGCGCUAUGUUGUUGAUGUAUGUUGUUUCUAAAUGUUUUAUAUAGUUUGGAAACUGUCUUUUAUGAGAUUCAGAAAAUUCACCUGACCACAUAUUUUGACCUAAUAAAUUUAUAUCAGUAUUGAAUUUGGCUAGUAUUCCAAUAUAUGAAAGUUAUUAUUUUAAAAUAAAGCAAGCUAUUGAAUUUUC
Molecule: messenger RNA, 3040 nt
Organism: Phodopus roborovskii (desert hamster)
Lineage: Eukaryota; Metazoa; Chordata; Mammalia; Rodentia; Cricetidae
Gene: Mtfr1
Product: mitochondrial fission regulator 1
Exons: 8
Coding region: 266-1261 (331 amino acids)
Biological process (GO): aerobic respiration; mitochondrial fission
Cellular component (GO): mitochondrion
Source: RefSeq, a predicted model, not a curated record